AUGAGUGACGAUGGAGAAGAGGAAGGGGCGAUGUUAGAGUUUACCCCAACUUCGGUGGCCGCCGCCGUAUGUACAAUCAUCGUGGCCAUCUCCCUCACUGUCGAGCACCUUCUCUAUUAUGCCGGCAAGAUGGUUUAUUGUUCAUCUCUCUUCCACAAGCACUUGCUGCAAGUUAUUCAUGGUAAAGAAAAAAAUGAAAAGGCAAAAACAAAAUCACCACCUAAGGAAGAAGUAGAAGGAUCUGAUGGUGACACUGCUUUGCAUGGAGAUGAAGAAACUGAAGACGGUAAAGCUGAAUUGAUGAAGAGAAAAGAUGAUUUAUAG
This is a messenger RNA of Fraxinus pennsylvanica, 324 nucleotides long. The record is from the annotation of a GenBank genome assembly. NCBI's taxonomy places the organism in Eukaryota, Viridiplantae, Streptophyta, Magnoliopsida, Lamiales, Oleaceae.